Molecule: messenger RNA, 1845 nt
Organism: Notodromas monacha
Lineage: Eukaryota; Metazoa; Arthropoda; Ostracoda; Podocopida; Cyprididae
Source: the annotation of a GenBank genome assembly
CAGCAAUUCAGAGCCGAGUGAAAUUGUUCCUAGUUAAUAGACGAACAACUUGACGUCAUUCCACGUUUUGGUCAGAGAGUGGCAGUAGCUCAGCUCAGACCUCACAUCCGUUUCUUAACGCUUUUCUGAAAACAUUCAAGGCUUCUUUCAAGUUUUUAAAACAUUUAGAAAGCGAAAGUUGAUUCCGUAUUGACAUGUGGGUCGGAUUUUCUCUCCUGGUGUCCUUGGCAGUGUUGUUGCCAACAGGCCAUGGAAAACCAACUAACGUUCCCGAGCAACCCGAGGAACUGAAAUUGCUCUACGCAGAGGUUGCGAAGAUCAAGGCUGAAACCCCAAAAGGAUAUGCUUGCUAUGAGAAUUUGGGCUGCUUCGACACCGAGCACGGAGCCAUGUCACAUUUGGGAACCCUGCCCACGUCACCCUCCAGGCUGGACGCCAAGCUGUUGCUCUACACCCGCAACAACCGCGACGAGCCACAGGUUGUGUCCUACCUCGACGACGGGUCCCUGGAUGCCUCCAACUUCGACGCCAGCUUGCCCGUGAAAAUCCUCACCCACGGGUUUGGAGAGUCUGGUUCCCACUACUGGAUUGAAGGAGUCAAGAACGCUUACCUGGAUCGGGAGCCGAUGAAUAUAAUUGCAGUGGACUGGCAAUUGGGAGCUGAAGGCUUGAACUACAUCCGUGCAGCAGUCAACACCGAAAUUGUCGGUCGAAUGAUAGGUAGUCUGGUCAAUCUGAUGGUGGCUCGCGGAACGAACCCAUCCAACGUUCACCUUCUCGGAUUCAGUUUGGGAGCACAAGCUUCUGGAUUCGCCGGCGAGUGGCUCAAGUACUUGAACCUCAAAGUAGGUCGUAUCACUGGACUGGACCCAGCUUCUCCUUUUUUCACUGACCUGUCGUCCUACGGAGACCAGACGCACUUGGACCAGAGCGAUGCUGACUUCGUCGAUGUGAUUCACAGCAAUGCGGCUUCUUUGCUACUGGGGGGUGUUGGUGCCAAAGAACCCCUGGGACAUGUGGAUUACUACCCCAACGGUGGAGAACACCAACGCGGUUGCCCUAAUGUCAUCGUUUCUACUAUUUCCGGUCUUUUCGGAAGCAACGGCGAGGAUGAAGACGCCAUUUGCAACCACCGAAGGGCUCACAUCUACUUCGAAGAGUCCAUCCGCCACCCAGAGUGCCCGUACACCGGGUUCGCUUGUCCCGGUGGUUACGACGACUUCACUGCUGGCAAAUGCUUCUCUUGCGGCGAUGGAACCAAGUGCGGACACAUGGGUGAUGCUGCCAUCGACUCCUCUGCACGAGGCUCCCUGUUCCUCAGCACCAGCCCAACCCCUCAAUACUGCGGUACACAGAAUUACAUCGAGUACAGGUCCGCUGGAGGUCUUGACAACCUCGUGACAUUCGGAUCUAUCGAAGUCGAAGCUAUGGGUCAACGCAUCACAGUUGUCGAACAAGGUUCCAUGAUGAUCGCUGCUCAGACCAAUACCGUUUUUGAAACAACACCAUUCAAUAGCGAAGUCAAUACCGACAAACUUCACGUGAAAAUCACAUACAACCGAUCCAGUGACGGUAUUAUCAACGGUGGUGGCACCUGGCGUAUGGAUCAUCUCAAAGUCUUCACUGAUUCUGGAAACAACUACUAUUUCUGUCAAAGACGUCUCCCUCUGCAAAGCGGUGUUCCAGUUGAAAUUGAGCUGACAACCACACCUUGCUCUUGUCCAUGCUAACAACUCCAAUUUACACAGAAUUUCUAAAUUUUUUCCAUCAGCACAUGUCAGAUCGUCGGGCAUUGGUCGUGGCACAAAAGAUAAAACAGCGUUGUACCUCAUGUAAAAGAAAAAA